Dendronephthya gigantea is the source of this 3540-nucleotide messenger RNA. Its product is annotated as nuclear mitotic apparatus protein 1-like. The coding region runs from base 128 to 2062 and encodes 644 amino acids. The transcript is spliced from 12 exons. The record is from RefSeq and is a predicted model, not a curated record. Gene Ontology annotation, molecular function: mRNA binding. Gene Ontology annotation, cellular component: ribonucleoprotein complex; endoplasmic reticulum; nuclear outer membrane-endoplasmic reticulum membrane network. Lineage: Eukaryota; Metazoa; Cnidaria; Anthozoa; Malacalcyonacea; Nephtheidae. Gene Ontology annotation, biological process: intracellular mRNA localization.
AAAAUGGCGUCCAACUGGAUGGAAGUGCAUCUAAUUGUUGUUGUUUUUAAUCUGCCGAAACGAUAAAUACUUUAGCUAAAGUACACACGGAAUCUUCUUAAUUUUUUUAUCUCGAAGUAGUCUAACUAUGGACGAAGGAAAUAACAACAAAGCUAGCUGCGAAGGGAAUGAAGACAGCAUGAAAUCGCAUCGUAAACGUGUAAAGCCGCCCGACAAAAAUGCACAUCAACUAGAAAUGGCUCAAUAUACGGAGUUAAUUCUAAAGAAAGAGGCUCUACUAAAAAGUUUAAAUAUGCCAAAGAGAAGAAGGUCAUCAUCGACCGUCCAUGGUAAUCGCGAAGAACUUAUAGCAAAACAGCGAACAUUGAUUGGUGAGAAGCAAAAUAAAUGGAAACAAAAACAAGCAAUUGAUGCAGAAUUGAAAACGUUAAAUGAAAUUGUGAUGAAGAAAAAUGAAACUUGCAUGAAGCUUCAAGCAAAUGUCAAGCAUAAAGAUGAACAAAGGACAAACAAUGCCAUAAAAAAUUUAGAGUUCACCUUGAGUACGCGUCAGCUGAAACUUAGCGAGGAGAAGAAAUUAGUUUGUGAAAUUGAUGCUUUAAAAAGAUCAAAGAAAACUUUAAGGGAAUAUUUAAGUGCAAAGCAAGAAUUAGAUCAAUUGAGGGUGAAACAAAACAGAUUAAGAAGUGAAAGAGAUGUUUUGAUGCGUGAAAGUCAUGUAAUCAGAGCGAUGGAAAACGAUGUGAAGGUAUCUCUGGAUACAUUGAAAGAUGAGAAUAAAGAUGAUGAGGAAGAUGAAGAAAAGAAGCCUUUGGUUGACGCUGACACUUUGAAGAAAGAAAUUCAGAGUUUGUACGAGCAACAAUGUGAGUGUCGUCGACUCUACAAGCAGGAAUCAAUGGAAUAUUAUGAACAGAAGCAGAUUGAAAGAGAUUUGCAGCAGAAGAAGGUUGCUGAACAAAGACGAGAUCAGACAAGAUUGUCGAAGAUCUCAGCUGAUAGAGUAAGGGAAGAGAAAAGACUGGAGCCGAGGCCUUAUGAAGAGGAGAAAAACAUCUGUGUUUGUCUUAUAAACUACUUGGAACCCUUGAUCGCACAUGGCUCCAGUGAAAGCGAUGAAGUCGACGCUGUAAACAAGACUAGUCCCAGAUAUAUUGAUGCUCCAAAGUUCGAAUCCAGCAUCCCAGAGGAAGGAUCGUUUGUGAUGAAGACAGAUCCCGAUGAUAAUCUUGGCGGAUUGUUCGUGCCUUCAUGCCGCAGAAUAACGAGAAAGGGAAGCAGAAAAGGACGAAAAUCUAAAGAUUUAGCACAAAAAUUGGUUCUUCAUCCUCAUGUUUUUGAGCAAUUUCUCAAGCUCAAUCUGGAGCCACCUUCAACAAAUGCCGAUGUCCCCGGAAUUCUUGAAAAACUUCGGGAGAAAAAGGUAUUCUACGAGAAAGAGUCCAGCGUUUCAAAACGAUCUCCAAAGGUGGAAGCAAAACAGGUCACAGACCAGAUCACUAUCGCAGUGAAGCCAUCAGAGCAUGCAACCCAGUUGUCCAGUGAUAAACAAAGGUCAGAAAAAACCGAAACGAGGCUUAGCGACGGCACUGAGGCUCAGCACGAAAUUUCGACGGAUGUGCACGUAACAGGUGUAGCUCAGAGCACGGCUAAGCAAGUGCAGCACGCAGACGAGCAACCUGAGCACGAAGCUGAGAAGACCGAGAACGAAAUGGUUCAACUUCAGCGCGAUAGCGGGAACGCAGAGCACGAAGCCGGACAACCCCAGCACGAGUCUGAGCAAACUGAGCACGAUGUUAACCAGACUCGAAACGAAAGCGAGAAAGAUGAGCACGAAGUGGUCAGGUCUUUCACUACUGAGAAAGACCAAAUUACUAGCAACAAAGAUAUCGAGGACGAAGACAUGGCUGUUUUCAAGAACGAAAGAAAUUCUUGUGAAGAUGAGCAAAUACCCAUGGAGAAUAUCUACUGUCCUACGAUCAUCACAGAUGCCUUAGAGAAAGGUAUAGACAGUAUAAAUAUCAAAGAAUCCUCACAGGAAAUUCAGGUCCGCGUCACGUGACACUUGGACGACGCGCGACAUUUGGAUGAUUGUGUUUGAGAGGUACUGGGUCGGGAAAUUUUGAAUGUUGCUACCAAAAUGCUCGUAAUAUAUAGUAACGUAGUAACAAAUUUUAGGGUUUUCACUUUUUACUCUCGUUUGUGCCAAAGAGCAAGCGGUGUAAACAGUAGCAGGUAAAAAUAUUGCUUGGGUAAUGGUGCUCCACAUUGGCAGAUCAGCAUGACUGGUUGAACUGCAUGGUGUGUCUUAAGCUGAGUGCUGUGUGCGAAGCGUUUCGUUCAACGAUAUUGUUUUAACAAUUAGAUCUACAAAGGUCUUCAAGAAACUUUUGAGACAAUGUGAACAAAGACAGAAUAAUAUUGGUUCCAAUUUUUGGUUCUUCAUAUUCAGAUUUUGUGUUAAAGUUCUUAAAGAUCUGCAAUGAGCUAAGCUUUGCUGAUGAGAAGCAUUCAUCCUACACAAAUAUUUUGAAAUUUUCUUCUUAAUACUUCAACAGGACUGUUCUCAACGACACGAGUUGUUACCAUAUGACGGUUAGUUCACCGCUUAUAGUUGUACUGUAUUUGAACAGAUACUUUUUAGUCGAGUUUCGAGAUCAUUUCGAGAUCAAUUGAACGGUGUCUAGCAAAGUUAUUUUUACCUGCAACUGUUCUCACCACAUGAAAUUAUAGCUGUACUUUCACCCCGCAAAAUUUUCCUCGGAACGAAAAUUUCCGCAAAAUUUUCCUCGAAACGAAAAUUUCCACAAAAUUUUCCUCGGAACGAAAAUUUUCUACACACCGCAUGCGCAGUAGAAUCUUUUAAAAUUUCAUCCCGAAAUAUUUCUGUUGCGAGAAGAGAACCAAAGACAAAGUUAAAGUCAUUAGAAAUUUUCAGGCAGAAAAAAUCUUGCAUUCGAAAAAUUUUUCUCCGAAAACUUUCCUGUUCCAUUCCGUUUCGAUGAAACUUUUCCGGUGUAUAAAUGCAGUUUAGUCCUAUAAAUCUGGAUUGAUUCAGUUUAAUAGGUUCAUUCAAUGAAGACGAAACAUGCUCCUAAUUUAACAAACUUCAGAUAUUACGGUUUAAGUACUUGUGCAUGAAACUAGGUAUAUUUAUUCAAUUGAUGAUGGCUGGCCCAGUUUGGAAAGACAUUCUACAUAAGAAAGCUGGUACUUUUAAAAUAUGGUUGAGAUUAUUUUCUACUUCAAUAAGGAGUAAAUGCCGAUAAAGGCUGGUGUAUCUUGGUUUUUUAUUUGCGGUGGUUUUAUAUAAUUUUAACUGCUUAUUAUAGGCUGUUUGACAUAUAUAUCCCUAAAGAACAGUCUAAUCCAAGGUAUUCACUUUAAUUUGACCACAGGCACAACUGUGGAAAUAAGUUAGCCAAUAGCCAUGACUGGAUCAGGCGAAAAUUUAGUGCAGAGCGCUGUGAAAUGAAUAAAGUUACUUUACAAAUUGUGUUAUUGUAAAUAACAGUUUUAAAGUGGGAAUAAACUAUGUGA